AUGGAUAGCAUCCUCAGGCAUGGAGAUAGGGAAUUCUCAAACGGUGAUCUCUAUUCCGGUGAAGUCAAAGGGUCACUUCCUGAUGGGAAAGGGAAGUACGCAUGGUCAGAUGGAACAACCUACGAUGGAGAUUGGCAUGAAGGAAAAAUCUGUGGUAAAGGAAAACUUAUGUGGUCAUCAGGAGCAAAAUAUGAAGGAGAUUUCUCUGGUGGAUACCUUCACGGUGUUGGCACCAUGACUUCACCAGAUGAGUCUGUGUACAGUGGAGCCUGGAGAAUGAACAUAAGGCAUGGUCUAGGGAGGAAAGAGUAUUGUAACUCAGAUGUGUAUGACGGCUCUUGGAAAGAAGGAUUACAAGAAGGGCGUGGUAGUUAUUCUUGGACCAAUGGGAAUAGGUACAUAGGGAACUGGAAAAAGGGUGUAAUGUGUGGAAGAGGAGUCAUGAGAUGGGCAAAUGGAGAUCUUUUUGAUGGGUUUUGGCUGAAUGGGUUAAGGCAUGGCUCUGGUGUUUAUAAGUUUGCUGAUGGAUGCUUGUAUUAUGGAACCUGGUCCGGUGGUUUAAAAGAUGGGAAAGGAGUUUUUUAUCCUGCUGGAAGUAAACAUCCAUCUCUCAAGAAAUGGUGUCGCUCUCUUGAAUAUGAUGACACUGGAAAGUUUGUGCUUUCUCGUAGCUCGUCGUCAACAAACGUUGAGGAGCUAAGGAACUCGAGCACUGUGACAAGAAGUCUCUCCGUGAGGACUUCAGCUAGUGGGAUGGCGAGAACUUCUGGUAGAAUAUCGGAUAGGUUUACAGAUGAAAGCUGGAGGACCUCUGAUCCUCCUCCUCCAAGAGACGUUUCAUGUCAUGGGCCAUUAUCUAAGUCUUCUCGGUCUUUAGGCGCAGGCCAAAGCGAGGGACAAGAUAAGAACCGUAUAGUCUAUGAAAGGGAAUACAUGCAAGGAGUUUUGAUUAGAGAGACUAUAACGACUUCUGCUGACAAGUCACACAAGAUAAGACCUCCAAGUCUUCCUAAAGAAGUCAAGACUAGGACUUUCAUGACCUGUAUGAAGAGGGAACAUAACUAUUAUCUAAUGCUGAAUCUCCAACUUGGUAUCAGGUAUACUGUUGGAAAGAUUACGCCAGUGCCUAGGCGAGAAGUACGUUCUUCUGACUUCGGUAAGAAGGCCAGAACAUUGAUGUUCUUCCCUAAAGACGGCUCCAAUCUUACGCCUCCACACAAAUCCAUCGACUUCUCUUGGAAAGACUAUUGUCCUAUGGUUUUCAGGAAUUUGAGGGAGAUGUUCAAGUUAGAUGCUGCAGAGUACAUGAUGUCUAUUUGUGGUGAUGAUGGCCUGACAGAAAUUUCUUCCCCCGGGAAGAGUGGCAGUAUCUUUUACCUCUCUCAUGACGACAGAUUUGUGAUCAAGACAUUAAAAAAAUCUGAGUUGAAGGUUCUUCUCAGAAUGUUGCCUAAGUACUAUCAACACGUAGGGGACCAUGAGAACACGCUUAUAACCAAAUUCUUUGGAGUUCACAGAAUAACACUCAGAUGGGGAAAAAAGGUACGUUUUGUGGUCAUGGGGAAUAUGUUCUGCACAGAGUUGAAAAUUCAUCGUCGUUAUGAUCUUAAGGGCUCAACUCAAGGGAGGUUUACUGAAAAGAUUAAGAUCCAAGAGAAGACCACCUUGAAAGAUCUUGAUCUUUGUUACGAAUUUCAUAUGGACAAGCUAUUACGAGAAGCCCUCUUCAAGCAAAUUUACUUAGACUGCUCCUUCUUGGAAUCUCUGCACAUCAUUGACUACAGUCUUUUACUGGGGUUGCAUUUUAGAGCUCCAGGGCAACUUAAUGAUAUCCUUGAGCCUCCUAACGCAUUGUCAGAUCAAGAAAGCGUUUCUUCUGUAGACAUUGGUCUGACUCAGGAACUCUCCAUUCCUCCAAAAGGAUUGUUACUGGUGACUCACGAACCCAAUUCCGUGAACACUGCCCCUGGUCCUCACAUCAGAGGAAGCACACUCAGAGCAUUUUCCGUUGGCGACCAAGAAGUUGAUCUUAUUCUUCCCGGAACCGCAAGGCUGCGGGUACAGUUAGGAGUGAACAUGCCGGCUCAAGCUCAUCACAAGCUUAUUGAGGACAAGGAAGAGUCAGCGACAAUUGAGCUCUUUGAAGUAUACGAUGUGGUUGUGUACAUGGGAAUCAUAGAUAUUCUGCAGGAGUAUAACACCAAAAAGAAAGUUGAGCAUAAAUGCAAGUCUUUUCAGUAUGAUCCCAUGACAAUAUCUGUGACCGAACCCACGACUUACUCAAAACGCUUUGUCGAUUUUCUACAUAAGGUGUUCCCUGAAGAAAGGUAG
Microthlaspi erraticum is the source of this 2331-nucleotide messenger RNA. The record is from the annotation of a GenBank genome assembly. Lineage: Eukaryota; Viridiplantae; Streptophyta; Magnoliopsida; Brassicales; Brassicaceae.